Molecule: messenger RNA, 5193 nt
Organism: Theobroma cacao (cacao)
Lineage: Eukaryota; Viridiplantae; Streptophyta; Magnoliopsida; Malvales; Malvaceae
Gene: SNL4
Product: SIN3-like 4
Biological process (GO): negative regulation of transcription by RNA polymerase II
Cellular component (GO): histone deacetylase complex; chromatin
Molecular function (GO): transcription corepressor activity
Source: RefSeq, a predicted model, not a curated record
CAAAUAUAUCACAAUUCCUAAGGUCUCUUCCUCUCAUUAAAAAAAUAAACAUCAACAACAAACAACACCAUUGUUUCUUCUCUCCGAAACCCAAAAAUAGGGAAAAAAAAAAAAGAAAGAAAGAAGAAAAAGAGAAUUUAAUAGUCGUAGAAUUUCCUCUCUUAAUCGUUUUGGCUAUCAUCACGAGAAUCCUCCAAAAACAACGAGAAAAAACCUACACAUCUGAAGAACACAGUUUCCUUGUCCCUGCUCGAAAACUAGCUUGCUUAAAAAGACUUGGUUUCUGCUUUUAAUCUUUUACAAUUUAGGGAGUUCAAGAAAGCGACUGUGUUGGAAAUUAUCUUCAAUACCGUGCCUUUGUCUGCAAGUAAUGUGAAUUUACUCGUAAAAUUCUUUUCGGUGGUGAUCUGUUGGAGAGGAAUUCUUUUUGGAGAUAAUCGAAGUUCAAAAGCAUGAUUUGUUGGUGAAACUAAAGAAAAAUAAAAUAAAAUAAAAUAAAAGAGAAAAAGGUUUUUGUUUUGUUUGGCGCAAGAGAUGAAGCGGUCUAGAGAUGAGGUUUACAUCGGCGGCUCUCAACUUAAAAGACCGCUGGUUACUUCUCGAGGAGAAGGCUCUGGGCAACCACAGAUGGUGGGAGGGGUGGGAAGUACGCAGAAACUGACGACAAAUGAUGCGUUGGCAUAUCUCAAAGCUGUUAAAGACAUAUUUCAAGAUAAAAGGGAGAAAUAUGAUGACUUUCUUGAAGUAAUGAAAGACUUCAAGGCUCAAAGAAUUGACACUGCAGGUGUCAUAGCAAGGGUGAAGGAAUUAUUUAAAGGGUAUCGAGACCUAAUUUUGGGUUUCAAUACCUUUUUGCCUAAGGGAUAUGAGAUCACACUCCCACAAGAGGAUGAACCUACCCAAAAGAAGCCAGUGGAGUUCGAAGAAGCUAUUAAUUUUGUGAACAAGAUUAAGACAAGGUUUCAAGGUGAUGACCAUGUCUAUAAGUCAUUUUUAGACAUUUUGAACAUGUAUAGAAAAGAAAACAAGUCUAUCACUGAGGUCUACCAGGAGGUUGCUACUCUUUUCCAAGACCACCCAGAUCUGCUUUUGGAGUUCACUCAUUUUCUGCCCGAUACCUCGGCGACAGCAUCUAAUCAUUAUGCUUCCUCUGGCAGAAACAUACCCCGAGACAGGAUCUCUGCUAUGCCUACAAUGCGUGCAGUGCAUGCUGACAAGAAAGAUAGGACUACAGCUUCACAUGCUGACCGUGACCUCAGUGUGGAACACCCUGAUCCAGAUCACAAUAGAGCUAUGAUGAAAGUAGAAAAAGAGCAAAGGAGACGUGGUGAAAAGGAAAGGGACAAGAGAGAAGACAGAGAUAGGAGAGACCAAGAACAGGAUGAUCGAGACUUUGAAAAUGAUGGCAACAGAGACUUCAACAUGCAGUUUCCGCAUAAACGGAGUGCAAAACCUGCUCGUAAGGGUGAAGACUCAGGUGUUGAACAGUUGCAGCAAGGUGGGGAUGGCGCCACAUAUGAUGAUAAAAAUGCAAUGAAAAGUGUGUAUUAUCAGGAGUUUGCUUUCUGCGAUAAAGUGAAGGAGAAGUUACGAAAUCCUGAACAUUGGCAGGAAUUUUUGAGGUGCCUUCAUCUCUAUAGCAAUGAAGUAAUCUCGCGCACAGAAUUGCAAUCGUUGGUCAAUGAUUUGCUUGAAAGAUACCCAGAUCUGAUGGAUGGAUUCAAUGAGUUUUUGGUGCGAUGUGAGAAGAAUGAGGGAUUGCUUGCUGAUUUUGUUAGUCAAAAGUUAUUGCGGAAUGAAGGCCAGUUACCUAGAUCAGUUAAGAUGGAGGACAGGGAUAGAGAUCAGGAUCGUGAAAGGGAUGAUGGGGUCAAAGAUAGAGACCGUGAAACCCGAGAAAGGGAUAGACUUGAUAAAAGUUCCUUUGGCAAUAAAGAUGCAGGAAGUCAUAAGGUUUCUUCAUUUUCCAGCAAGGAUAAGUACAUGGGAAAGCCCAUUAAUGAACUUGACCUCUCUAACUGUGAACGGUGCACUCCUAGUUAUCGACUGCUUCCAAAGAAUUAUCCGAUACCUUCUGCAAGCCAGAGAACAGACCUUGGUUCUGAAGUUCUCAAUAAUCAUUGGGUUUCUGUCACUUCAGGGAGUGAGGACUACUCUUUCAAACACAUGCGCAAAAACCAGUAUGAAGAAAGCCUAUUUCGAUGCGAAGAUGACAGGUUUGAACUGGAUAUGUUGUUAGAGUCUGUGAACGUAACAACCAAGCGAGUAGAAGAACUAUUAGAAAAGAUUAACAAUAAUACUAUCAAACUAGACAGUCCAAUUCGUAUUGAGGAGCACUUCACAGCUCUGAAUCUUAGGUGCAUUGAACGUUUGUACGGUGACCAUGGACUUGAUGUGAUGGAUGUAUUAAGGAAGAAUGCUCAUCUUGCUUUGCCUGUUAUUUUAACCCGCUUGAAGCAGAAACAAGAAGAAUGGGCAAGAUGUCGUUCUGAUUUUAAUAAAGUUUGGGCUGAAAUUUAUGCCAAGAAUUAUCAUAAAUCGCUUGAUCACCGUAGCUUCUAUUUCAAGCAGCAGGAUUCGAAGAACUUAAGCACCAAAGCUCUAUUGGCUGAGAUCAAAGAAAUCAGUGAGAAGAAGCGCAAAGAAGAUGAUGUGCUUCUUGCUAUUGCUGCUGGAAACAGGCGACCUAUUAUUCCAAAUUUGGAGUUUGAGUACUGUGAUCCUGAAAUUCAUGAAGAUCUAUAUCAGCUCAUAAAAUAUUCCUGUGGAGAAAUGUGUACAACUGAACAGUUGGAUAAAAUAAUGAAAAUAUGGACCACUUUCUUGGAACCGAUGCUUGGUGUUCCUUCCCGUCCUCAUGGAGCUGAGGACACUGAAGAUGUUGUGAAGGCUAAGAACAACAAUGUCAAAAAUGGUAGUGCUAUUGUUGGUGAGAGCGAAGGGAGCCCUGGUGGAGGUGCUGUUGCCAUGAAUUCCAAACAUACAAAUCCUUCCAGAAAUGGUGAUGAAAGUAUUCCACCUGAGCAAUCAAGUUCUUGUAGGUCUUGGUUGCUGAAUGGAGAUAAUGGCAUCAAACAAGAUGGUUCUGCUAAUACGGAUCGUGUUGAUCACAAGAAUGAUUCCUCCUGUGAUGCUACUCAUCAAGAUAGAAUGCAGCAGGUUAAUCCAGCUAACGGUGAUGAAAUAUCAGUGGUCAGCAAGCAAGCCAGUUCUAGUGAACGAUUGGUCAAUCCAAAUGCAUCUCUCGUUGCUGGAGUGGAGCAAAGCAAUGGAAGAACUAACAUAGAGAGUAUUUCAGGUCUUAGUGCUAAUCCUUCCAGACCUGGUAAUGCUGCCAUUGAGGGUGGACUUGAGUUGAAGUCAAGUAAUGAAAAUUUACCUUCAUCUGAGGGUGGCGAUUGUUCUAGACCAGUCUUAUCUGGAAAUGGGAUGGUGACUGAAGGCAUUAAAAGUCACAGAUAUAAUGAAGAAUCAGCUGGGCAACUUAAAGUUGAAAGGGAAGAAGGUGAGUUAUCCCCAAAUGGGGAUUUUGAGGAAGACAAUUUUGCUGAUUAUGGAGAAGCUGGUCUGGAGACUGCCCAUAAGGUGAAAGAUGGUGCAGCAAACAGACAGUACCAGAGACAUGGAGAGGAAGAAGUGUGCUGUGGAGAGGCUGGGGGAGAGAAUGAUGCUGAUGCUGAUGAUGAAGGUGAGGAAAGUGCUCAGAGGACAUCAGAGGAUAGUGAGAAUGCUUCUGAGAAUGGUGAGGUUUCUGGAAGUGAUUCUGGUGAAGGUGACUCGAGGGAGGAUCAAGAGGAAGAUAUAGACCAUGACGAACAUGAUAAUAAAGCAGAGAGUGAAGGCGAGGCUGAAGGGAUGGCUGAUGCUCAUGAUGUGGAAGGAGACGGAACAUUAUUACCAUUUUCAGAACGUUUUCUACUAACUGUAAAGCCCCUUGCAAAGCAUGUCCCUUCAGCAUUACAUGAGAAAGAGAAGGGUUCACGGGUUUUUUAUGGAAAUGACUCAUUUUAUGUGCUUUUUAGGCUUCACCAAACAUUGUACGAGAGAAUACAAUCAGCAAAGUUUAAUUCAUCAUCUGCAGAUAGGAAAUGGAGGGCUUCAAGUGAUCCAAGUCCUACUGAUCUCUAUGCCCGGUUCAUGAGUGCACUUUACAAUUUACUUGAUGGCUCUUCUGAUAAUACAAAAUUUGAGGAUGAUUGCCGAGCUAUAAUUGGAACUCAGUCAUAUGUUCUAUUCACGCUGGAUAAGUUGAUAUAUAAACUUGUCAAACAGCUUCAAACCGUUGCAAGUGAUGAAAUGGACAAUAAGCUUCUUCAGCUCUAUGCGUAUGAGAAAUCAAGAAAAUCUGGAAGAUUUGUUGACGUUGUUUAUCAUGAAAAUGCCCGAGUUCUCCUUCAUGAUGAGAAUAUAUAUCGUAUUGAAUGUUCAUCUGCACCAACUCGCCUUUCCAUUCAGCUUAUGGACUAUGGGCAUGAUAAGCCUGAAGUGACAGCUGUUUCCAUGGACCCUAAUUUUGCAGCAUAUUUGCACAAUGACUUUCUUUUGGUUGUUCCUGAGGAAAAAGAGAAGCCUGGGAUUUUCUUGAAGAGGAAUAUACGCAAAUGUGUAGGUGGUGAUGAGCUUUCUUCAACAUCCCAGGUGACGGAAGGACUUAAAAUAGUUAAUGGUUUGGAGUGCAAGAUUGCUUGCAAUUCUUCCAAGGUCUCGUAUGUUUUAGAUACAGAAGAUUUUUUGUUUCGGAUGAGACGGCAGCCGGCCUCACAUCAAAACAGCCCAUGCCAUAACCGGGCAAAUGUUUCAAAUGGUGGUUCAAUUAAGCUACAACGGCAACAGCGAUUUCAGAGAUUGCUACUGGCGUAUACUUUAAUGGCUUAAGUAGAUAUGAUUUUCUUUGCUUUUCAGUUGGAUAUGGGAAUGCAUUACAUACACGGGCGCUGGGGAUGAAAGAGUUGACAGUGCCACAAGUGGAAAACCUUUUUGAAACCAUCUACAAUGUACCAUCAUAUAAUUUCUAUCACUCACCAACCAAAUAAGAAGGUAUUGAGGAAAAAGGGAUGAGGCUCAAUCAAAAGAUUGUAGUUAUAUCUUGUAAGUUGGUGGUAUUUGGGCCACUGUCGUGUACAUAGAGAGGUAAUAUCUGCUGUAAAACCUGAGAUAUAUGUUCAAUCCAUUCAUCUAAUAUUUUUUUUUUCC